GCUUUUAGAGAACAAAAGUGAACGUUUGUGGGCGGAGGCAAACGGCAGCUUCCUGGUGGAUGUGGGUGGCGGGCGUUGUGAAGAGAGAAUGUCAGGCGAAAGUGCGGUGAGUCCAGUGCCUGCAGCAUCCACCCGUACCACAUCUUUCAAAGGGGCGAGCCCGAGCUCGAAGUAUGUGAAACUGAACGUCGGAGGUGCUCUCUAUUACACAACCAUGCAGACGCUGACCAAGCAGGACACCAUGCUGAAGGCCAUGUUCAGCGGCAGGAUGGAGGUGCUGACAGAUAGCGAAGGCUGGAUUCUAAUUGACCGUUGUGGCAAGCACUUCGGUGCUGUGCUGAACUAUCUCCGGGAUGGAGCUGUGCCAUUGCCAGAAACUAACCGUGAAAUCGAGGAACUAUUGGCUGAGGCCAAAUACUAUUUGGUACAGGGGCUAGUGGAGGAGUGUCAAGCUGCCCUUCAGCAGAAAGAAACUUAUGAACCUUUCUGUAAAGUUCCUGUCAUCACAUCUAACAAGGAGGAACAACGAUUGAUAGCAACAUCUAAUAAGCCUGCAGUGAAACUGUUGUAUAACAGAAGCAACAACAAAUACUCUUACACUAGCAAUUCUGAUGAUAACAUGCUAAAGAACAUAGAGUUAUUCGACAAGUUGUCUCUGCGCUUCAAUGGCAGAGUACUUUUCAUUAAGGACGUCCUUGGCGAUGAAAUCUGCUGCUGGUCCUUCUAUGGACAAGGACGAAAGAUUGCUGAGGUGUGCUGCACUUCCAUUGUAUACGCCACAGAAAAGAAACAGACCAAGGUUGAGUUCCCUGAAGCCCGAAUCUAUGAAGAGACUCUAAAUAUUUUGCUGUAUGAGACUCAGGAUGGGCGCGGGCCAGACAACGCUCUGCUUGAGGCAACAGGUGGAGCUGCCGGCCGCUCUCACCACAUCGAAGAGGAGGAGGAGCGGGAGAGAAUUGAACGAGUUCGGAGGAUUCACAUCAAGCGUCCAGAUGACCGGUCACACCUCCAUCAGUGAGGGGUAAAUUAUCCAGCUGAAAGGCUGUCCAAAUCCAAUCCUUCAUCCCUCCCUUCCUCGGAGAAAGAGAACAGAAAAACAUUGUCAUCGAAUGGAGCUCUUGCAAAGUUUAACAGUGAAAAAUGGGUAAAAGCCAUUUGGUAAAACUUAGCCAGAGGAUGAUUUCAUGAGAUGCAGUACAUGAAGUCUGGAGAAUUGCAAAAUCAAAAGUGGGAACUUGGCUACACUGCUAAAUUCUAGCCUUAAAAUUUACCCUAUUCACUGAAGAAGCAAGGUACUGUGUGUUUAAAUGUUGUACAGGAUGUUACUUAAAAAUGUGUGUACACAUUUAUUUUCAACGUUAACAGAUAUGCUACACUUUCUCCAUAUGUAGCUCUUUGAACCCUGCCAGUCACACCCCCUUCCCACUCCCCACCCCCCCGCAUGCUGUUGAGAAUGAGCUUGGAGAUGGGGGGAGGGGUUGAAAAUCGGGUGAAUAAACACCUGAGAGUCAGAGAAUGGUGUUCUCAAUGAACAUCAUGGUUCAUACCUGUCCUUGCUAUUCCAGACACUGCCGUCCUGCUGUGUACUCCAACAUUUUCUCAUGGUUAUUUUGGAUUCCCUGCAAUUGUUUUACGUGAUUAAUUGCUGUAACGUAUUGCUGAGCAAAAAAACCCUUUCUUCUUUCAUAUUGGCCAUGCUAUACUUGUAUUCCUCAGAGUAAACGUAAUUUAUUUUACACCGUCUUUUUGAUUUACCAGCCAGAGAGAUGUUGCUGUAGUUUGGGUUCCCUUGAUGCCCCAGAGCGCUACAAUCCAUUACUUUUGGAGAGCUACACGAUGUCCAGUCAAUCACUCCUAAUGCCCCACAACGCCUCUCUUUAAUCUCUAAAAUGCAGCUCAGUAGAUUUGUAAUGUGGAAUCUUCUUCCUAUGAAUUGUCUCUGGUCUUUUACUCCAUUGUAUAUUAUGUUUUUGCUGUGCAAAUAAUUGGAAGCUUGAAUUGUGGCUUUCCAUUUUGAAGCAGUGAUCGCGGUAGAGAUAUAUUGGGAAUAUUUUAUAAUUGAAGAUAGAAGGGCCGGCCUGUAAUGUCAGGUGCACAAUCUUAGCAUGAAGACAAGGAUUUAAUCCCUUUCUACAGGAGUGUUUUGUGGAUCUUUUUGGAUUAUAUGUUCCCAUUACGAAUACUUAGUCAUACAUCAGUGCUCAGAAAACACAAGAACUUUUCUGAUUUCCAAUGUUUGUCAUACCUAUGUUGAACUAAAUGACAAAGUUCAUGCAUAUCAGAGAAAAUGGUUGCCAGAACUGUGUAGUGGUUUAAAUUGUCCUUGUAGCUGCAGAUUUUGACCAAAUAUUUUCUAUAUUCUUGUACAUCCACCAACUUCCCUACUGACAUUGAAAAUAACCCUUUCUCCAAACCCCGCCUUGCCGGGACUCAAGGCUGAGAUAUCAUGAGAUAGUCUAGUGAUUUUACUUGACAAUGCUGGACUGCAGUGUUAGAAUGCUUGCUUCUGUGUGUAGUGAUGGAAAGGGCAACCUUCCACAGCAACUUAUUUUAAUAAAUCGCUGGGGAAAAAAAACGCUUUAAAAAACUUGAGUCAACAGUAGCUAAUCCCAGAAGAAGAGAACCCAUCUGUGGGAACUUGUAUGUUCAUUCUGAAGCCACACUUUAUAUUACCUCUAGGUUAGUAUGGAAGGUUAACACUUAUUAACUAGUAAAUAAUAUAUUAACACAAUUAAACCAUGUUUCACAGAUCUAGUGCUGGGUUUUAAAUCAGUGGAAUUUCUUAAUGUGUUCACUUUAAUUGUGGAGGGAGGAGAAAUCUCAAUGCAAUGCAAUCAGGUUAGUGAUUCUCACCUGUGGCAAGCAGCAUUUUGAGUUGCAUGUUACAAGUGAUGUUCCUGAAUGAGACUGUAAGUUAAGGUGAUAAAUCAAGAACAUCGCACUGAGUUAAUUCCAUUUUCCCAAAAGCAUGUGGUAUAUAAAGUGGAGAUGAUUUUGGGAUGGUCUGAAUUUACUGGCUGGUUAUGGAUUAGAUUCAGAUCAUCACACACUCUGAUAAAGGUCUUGUGCACUCGGUAUGCUGAACCUACCUGAGUAUCAAUUAUGUUUGUCCUUUGGGCACAUUUUUGUUCAACAACCCACAGUGCCGGAGAAACGGGCAGGCGAUCAGCUCGGGAAAUGAGUAUGGUUACCUACCUGUACUGUCUCAUGUUUCCAAUUAAUUGGCACUGUCUCAUUUCCAGUGAUACCCAGUACUAAAAAAUCACUUGUUACUUGCAUCACCAUUUUGUCAGGAAGAUGAAGGAUAGAAUAAAGACUCCUUCAAUCGCCACCUCUUCAUCCUGACCAAAAAACAAACAGUUUGUUUCAACUUGCAGUUAAUCAGUAACAUUGAUACCAUUUCAGUGACUAGAACAGGCGAUCUGCUCUCUCACCACACAGCAUCUAGCUUAUUACAUUUGCAAUUAUCUUUGAGGGAGAAUUGCAACUAUUUGAAGCAGGAGCAUACGUGCAUUGAGUAUAGUUAUUCCUGGAACUUGGUUGGCCCAGCAGUUUUCAGGGGAAAAAAUCCUUAUGUUUGCAGAAUCCGUCAGUUUUCUUGCAGGAAUAAACAAUGGUCAAAUCCCACCACAAAUUACUAUAGUCAGCAAGAUAGAACCUGCCUCUGAACUAAUCAGCAACAUAAUUCGGAUGUCACCUGUUUGUUAGAUUUGUGGAACAGGCCUCAGAACCGAUGCCAGGUGAGCCAAGGCAAGGACUGUUCACUGUGUAUGGUGUGUGCUGGUCAGCUGAGAGAAGCUAAUUUCCAGGCAAAGGUCUACUCACCGAAUUCACCAGGAAAGUUGGAGUGUACACAACCAAGGAUCUGUGUUUAGAAAAUGGAAGAUUUACUUUAUUUCAAUAAGCUAGUUUCAGGAAUAAUUUGAGUUUUAAAAAAAAAUUAAGGUAAAAACAUUUGUCCUCAAUCACAUGAACUGAAUGAACUAGAUAGAUAUACAUGCAUGUAGAAGUUGGCAUCCAAAAUUUUGAACUUUUGUAGAACUGAAUUUUAGAAGCAAGUUACAACCUACUGACACCAAAAAUGAAUUUGUUUCCUCUCCCAUUAUCAAAGGGUGUAAAGAAGUUAGCGAUCAGCAUUGUUCAUUUGUCGUCAUCACUAUGGGCCGUGUUGUAUGAUGUGGGCAAUCAUGCUGUCCAUGCCUAUGAUUGUUUUUGGCAAAUGUUUCUACAAAAGUGGUUUGCCAUUGCCACCUUCUGGGCAGUGUCUUUACAAUAUGGGUGAGCCCAGCCAUUAUCAGUACUCUUCAGAGACUGCGACCACUGAUGCCAGGCAGACGUAAUCAGAACCCAUGAUGUGCACCAGCUGCUCAUGACCAUCUACCACCUAAUCCCAUGACUUCUCAUGACCCUGAUUGGAAGGCUAAGCAGGUGCUACACUUUUCCCAAAGGUGACCUGCAGGCCAGGGGAGGGAAGAGCGCCUUGCAUCUCCUUUGGUAGAGAUGUAUCUCCUCCCCACCACCCAUUCAUUACUGUCUCAAAUGGCAGAUCCUUAAUUUACUAUGACCAGGAGCUGAUGGUGAUAGUGAAUACUGUUCGGGGAAUGUUCUCAGUGUUGGUGGAUGCUCAAAACACUUCACUACAUCAGUGUUCAGUUUUUAAUUGUGAAACUACACAGAAAUCAAUCAGUUAAUAUUCCACUGCAGUCUCCUCCUUGCCUCCCUGCCAUACAUUGAAAGAGAGCUCUGAGAAAAAUCUUCCAUCGAUGCUGCAAGAUAAAACAGAAAAGCAGUUUUAAAUGCUUUUCAGAAUUAAUCCUGCCAAAAGGUUUUGGCCCAAAACAUCGACUGUACUGGCUUGGCUUGCUGAGUUCCUCUAGUAUGUUGUGUGUUGCCCAGAAUUAAUCUGCUUGUUUUCCUUUAACUUUAGGUAAGUCUCGGCCACACCUUGGUGGACCAAUUAAGUGCCACGAAAGUCUUUGCUUAGAUUCAAGUAUUUAAUUAACAGCUCACAUUGAGCACCCCAGAGCAUAGUGGGUGUUAGAGGGUUCUCGAGCAUCAUCUUCUGAUGGCUUCCUCAAAGUAUAACUUGAUUUAUUUUGGCUGAGAAGAUUUGUGGUUUUAAAAACACAAUCAAAUUCAAUAGGAAAGUUCAUUUUGAAAUUCCCAUUUGGUAAUGUAGAUUUGGGCAGUCUUUGGUCACAGCACAGGAAUCUAAAGUUUUUACUUAAGACUGUGAAACAACUAGCAUGGGCAAUAGAAAGAUGGACCCUAGUGCUAAUGCUCACCUUGAGUUACAGCAUUUACUGUUUAUCUGUGUUACUGCAUUGGAGAGCUCCUACAAACAAGCUGAAAUGCACUAUAAUCUUCUCUGAGAGUGCUUGAUGGUGUCCAACAAUAGACCAUGCUUUAUUCCUCAUCCACUUUUAUACCACAAAUGUUUUUUAAAUAAAUUGCGAGUUAUUUUUCCAAUCCAGUACUGUAUUAAUCUGUUCACAACAUUGCACCAACUGUUCUCUCUAUGCAAAUAUACUUCACUUUUCCAUUUUCACUUGUAUCUUCAAGUAAAUGUCUGAUUUUUAUUUUC
Messenger RNA from Hypanus sabinus (Atlantic stingray), 5584 nucleotides. RefSeq names its product potassium channel tetramerization domain containing 10 (gene kctd10). Gene Ontology annotation, biological process: proteasome-mediated ubiquitin-dependent protein catabolic process; protein ubiquitination; protein homooligomerization. The record is from RefSeq and is a predicted model, not a curated record. The transcript has 7 exons. Gene Ontology annotation, molecular function: ubiquitin-protein transferase activity; protein binding. Gene Ontology annotation, cellular component: Cul3-RING ubiquitin ligase complex. Bases 89 to 1018 code for a protein of 309 amino acids. NCBI's taxonomy places the organism in Eukaryota, Metazoa, Chordata, Chondrichthyes, Myliobatiformes, Dasyatidae.